Closterium sp. NIES-67 is the source of this 442-nucleotide messenger RNA. The record is from the annotation of a GenBank genome assembly. NCBI's taxonomy places the organism in Eukaryota, Viridiplantae, Streptophyta, Zygnematophyceae, Desmidiales, Closteriaceae.
AGUUCGCACAAGUAAUGCCUAGCAACAGGGAAGGGUGCAACGAAAGAGAGAGCGAAAUAGAGAGAGAGAGAGAGAGAGAGAGAGAGAGAGAGAGAGAGAGAGAGAGAGAGAGAGAGAGAGAGAGAGAGAGAGAGAGAGAGAGAGAGAGAGAGAGAGAGAGAGAGAGAGAGCGAGAGAGAGAGAGAGAGAGAGAGAGAGAGAGAGAGAGAGAGAGAGAGAGAGAGAGAGAGAGAGAGAGAGAGAGAGGAGUAAGAGAGGGAGGGAAGGCAAGGAGGGAGAAAAGGAGGAAACAGAGGGAGAGAAGGAGGUCAAGGAGGGAGAAAACGAGGAAACAGAGGGAUAAAAGGAGGGCAAGGAGGAAGAAAUGGAGGAAACAGGAGGGAAGGAAGGCAAGGAGGGAGAAAAGGAGGAAACAGUAGGGAAGAGUGGAACAAGAGGGGAG